AUGACCUCCGCGGAGUCCCGGGGUGGGGAGGUUCAGCUGCAGGAUAUGUCGCCCUCCAUCCUCCAGAGCAUCCUGCACUAUCUGUACACGGAGGAGCUGGCGCUGACGGCCGAGUGCGCCCAGGAGCUGUUCGUCAUGGCCAGCAGGCUCCAGAUCCCCCCACUCCUGGAGAUGGUUGGCAGGUUCCUCGUGGAGAGCAUUUCCCUGGAGACCUGCCUCAGGCUGUAUGCGCUGGCUCACGCCCACCAGCACCCGGGUCUGCUCCGCGCGGCCGGGCGCUAUGUCAGCCUGCACUUCAGGUCCCUGUGCGAGCACGACGCCUUCCUGCGCCUGGACCCGGGCACUUUGAUCGGCAUCAUCACCUCAGACGGCCUCGCGGUGGUUUCCGAACUGACAGUCUACUGGGCUGUGGGGCACUGGGUGAGGGCUGACCCCGCCGAGCACCUGUCUCUGCUCCCAGAGCUGCUGGGGCACGUGCGCCUGGCCUUACUGACCCCUGAGGAGCUGGCUGAGGUGCAGGCAGACGUCGCAGAGCUCUCUGGGGCUGCUCGGCGGGGGGUUGAAGGAGCUGGCUGGGGAGGGGAGGCUGUGGGAGAGUGGGGGCCUCCGGUAGGGCAUGUACGAGGAGAGAGGUGGGGGGCACCAUUGGGCUCGGUUCCGGUGCGGUUCCCUGGUUUCGCUGCCCUGGGCCACAAACUCUAUGUGGCCGGGGGCUGCGGCCCGGACGGCUGCUUUUCAACCAGCCUGCACGAAUACGACGCCUGCUCUGGGCAGUGGGCACAGCUCCCCUCCAUGUCCUGGCCCCUGGACCCCCACGGCUUCCUGGUCUGCAGCCGGCGGCUCUACGCCGUGGGGGGCUGUGCGGAGGCGGCUGGCAAGCUGGAUUCGGCAGAGACCUUUGACCUGGAGCAGAAGCAAUGGGCUCCCACUGCCCGCCUGCCCUUUCCUCUCAGCUACUUCGCCUCCGCCGCGCUCCACAACAAGCUCUACCUGAUAGGUGGGAAGAAGCACAUGGCGGGGGCCCUGGCCACCCACCGGGGGCUGCUCAUCUACCACAUCAGCUCGGACAGCUGGGCUCAGGUGCCGCUGGGCGUGGGACUCUGCCACGUGGGUGCCGCUGCCACGGCUGGCGGGAUCUGUGUCGUGGCGGGCUGCAGAGACGAAGACCUCGGGGAGGAGGGAGAGGGGGCUUCUUGCCUGGGAAAUGUCCAGGCCUCCCGGGCGUGCUUCUUCCUGGGUGAGGAUGGCAAAGUGAGGCAGGAGGUGGCCAUCCCGGCGCUUCCCCGAGCCAUCGCGUCUGCUGGGGCCGUCUGCUGGCGGGGAAGGGUCUACGUGGUGGGUGGCGAGGAUUCGGCCCGUUGGCUGAACACCGUGUACUGCUGGGAGCCCAGCGCCGCCGCCUGGACCCUGUGCCGGGAAGGCCCUGCCACUGCGGAGUGCGUGGGCUGGUUUGGCUGCGUGACACUGCAGGUGCCCAUCAGACCCCUCCGGACACUUUUCCAGGGGCAGCCCACUGCCCCGGCGGCAGCCCACGAGGCAGAACCUGCUCCCGUCGCCCGCGGGGACGUCCUGCCCUGA
This is a messenger RNA of Mauremys mutica (yellowpond turtle), 1578 nucleotides long. RefSeq names its product kelch-like protein diablo. The transcript has 4 exons. The record is from RefSeq and is a predicted model, not a curated record. Gene Ontology annotation, molecular function: protein binding. Lineage: Eukaryota; Metazoa; Chordata; Testudines; Geoemydidae. The coding region runs from base 1 to 1578 and encodes 525 amino acids.